GGAGGUGGAAGCUGAGGCCUGGAGCCGGCAGCAGUGGGAUCGACCAGGGUUUUAAUCAGUAUUCUGAAUUAGUUAAUUAGUCACCAUUAAUAUGGGGUUUAAUUCGAAUAUAUUAGUUUCCUGUUGAUGACGCCUAGCAUCUGGAAGAACAGUUUCUGCUGCAGUUCUUGAAGAAUGAAUAUCAACCGAUUCACACCUUUUGGGUACUCUGCUAGGCUGAAUACACAGAAUUUAAGAGGGCACCACAUGCUUACUCAUCAUCUCCAGAGCUUUGGCAGGAGUUGCAUUGUCCGCUCAGAGAUCCCGCAUUGGUUCCAUAGGACCUCGUUCUUUCCUUGUCCUCGGUGGCCAUCCAAUUUUGCUCCUGAAACUUUAAGUCUGCAUGGUUUUGGAAAUUACUUCCCAUUCCACUGGAGACCACCUUUUCAUUGGAGACCAUUUUGUCAUAGUAACCCACUGGUCACCUUUCACAGUGAUUCAUGGACAGGAGGCAGAUCUUUACACCAAGGCUUGAGUUGUUACUCAAUAAAUCAAUCACCUGGUUGUUCCAUGGAGCUAGUUGACAGUCAGCCACAAGCUAAACGAAGAAAGUAUUCCCAACCAAAUCAGGAAGAACGGAGCCCUACAGAAUCAGAAAAUGGAAGUCGUGCAACUAACAAAAAUACUGGCUGUGUUACUUUUCCUGGAAAUGAAACGGAAAAUUCAUGUGUCUCCAACGUGAUUGAAGAUCAAGAAACUCAAUGCACAAAAGUAGGGGCAGUGCAUAGGAAAUGGGAGGAUUUUACUUCAUUAUACAACAGCGACCAAGGUACUAGUGAAUCAAAAGAGACUUCGAAUGGAAAACAGAAGGAAGGUUUUGAUUUUUCAGUGAUGUCGUACAAUAUUCUGGCGCAGGAUUUGUUGGAAGACAAUAGUCAUUUGUAUAAACAUUGCAGUCAGUCUUUGUUGCAAUGGGGAUUCCGAUUUCCCAACAUCCUUAAGGAACUGAAACAGUUGGAUGCAGAUAUCUUAUGUUUACAAGAAGUUCAGAACAACCACUACAGGCAACAGUUGAAGCCAGUACUGGAAUCACUGGGUUAUCAUUGUGAAUACAAAAUGCGAACAGGAAACAAGAGGGACGGCUGUGCUAUUUGCUUUAAAAGAUCAAAGUUUUUGCUUGUCUCGGCUAGUCCAGUAGAAUUCUAUCGCCCUAAGAUUCAAGUACUAGACAGAGACAAUGUAGGACUGGUACUACUGCUGCAACCAGUUCUUCCACAAUCUGCUGCCCUUCUGUGUGUGGCAAACACUCAUCUGUUGUAUAAUCCACGACGGGGAGACAUCAAGCUGGCGCAGCUUGCAGUACUCUUAGCUGAAAUUAACAAAUUGGCAGCUGAUGGGAAAGGUGGAUAUUGGCCGAUAAUCCUGUGUGGAGACUUUAACGCCGUGCCUGAUUCUCCAUUAUACAACUUCAUUAGGAAUGGGAAACUGGUUUAUGAUGGACUUCCAAUUGGAAAGGUAUCAGGUCAGGAGCAAAGCCACAGGGGGCAGAGAGCUUUGACAAAGCCACUUUGGCCCCCCAGUCUUGGAAUUUCGCCAGCCUGUCAAUAUGAAACAUUGAAAUGUCAACAAAUGCUAAAAGACACAGAAAAUCCUUUAGAUGCUGUGGACAGUUCAGAAGAGUUAAAGGAUGCCACAAGUUGGAAGAAUUUUCAUUUAAAUGAAAAGACUCCCUCCGCCAUCCAACACAACUUCCGGCUAAUGUCUGUGUACUCCCAUUAUGUAACAGACAGUGGUAAAGCUGAAGUCACCACCUGUCAUUCCAGAUCUGCUGUCACUGUGGAUUAUAUUUUUUAUUCAGCAACAAAACACAAUGCCUCUGCAAACUCAGGAGGAGGAUCCCAUGACGGUUCCUUGCAACUUCUUGGAAAACUCGCUCUGCUUACUGAACAAGAUCUAUGGACUGUAAAUAGAUUGCCCAAUGAAAACAGCUCAUCUGAUCACCUCCCUUUGUUAGCAAAAUUUAAACUUUGACAUGAUAAAAGCUGCCUGAUGAUUUCUUCCUUCUGCACCUACUCAGUAUCUGAUCCAAAAUUAUACAUUGUGGGGUAAAGAAAAUUGUGUAUCAUUUUUCACUUUUGAUAAAUUUCUGUCUGAAAACUGGAAAUAA
Messenger RNA from Hemiscyllium ocellatum (epaulette shark), 2146 nucleotides. It is a transcript of the gene angel2, whose product is annotated as angel homolog 2 (Drosophila). Gene Ontology annotation, molecular function: mRNA 3'-UTR binding; 3'-5'-RNA exonuclease activity. Lineage: Eukaryota; Metazoa; Chordata; Chondrichthyes; Orectolobiformes; Hemiscylliidae. Gene Ontology annotation, biological process: 3'-UTR-mediated mRNA stabilization. The record is from RefSeq and is a predicted model, not a curated record. The coding region runs from base 175 to 2010 and encodes 611 amino acids. The transcript has 10 exons.